Molecule: messenger RNA, 2322 nt
Organism: Cordyceps fumosorosea ARSEF 2679
Lineage: Eukaryota; Fungi; Ascomycota; Sordariomycetes; Hypocreales; Cordycipitaceae
Product: Exocyst complex subunit Sec15-like protein
Exons: 9
Coding region: 1-2322 (773 amino acids)
Biological process (GO): exocytosis; Golgi to plasma membrane transport; intracellular protein transport
Cellular component (GO): membrane; exocyst
Source: RefSeq, a predicted model, not a curated record
AUGCCACGACGAAUAGAAGCUAUUGACGACUAUGCGUUCGCAGUCCCGCAGAUCAUUCUGUCGUCGUCAGAUGGCGAGUUCCUCGACCACCUUAUACCUGUUUUAAAGGAUGCGUCAAACUCCCGCAGAACCCCGGCGCUGAUUCAAUGCCUCAAUCAAUACACAGAAGACCGCGAAGCAGAUAUCGAACGAAUCGGAAUGACGAAACACGAAGAGUUCCUAGACUCCGUCAAUCAAUUACAGAAUGUCCGCGAAGACGCCGUUGCGCUUAUUGCUGAGAUCUUAAAGCUGAACCAAUCUAUUCAAUCGAGUACUGAACAGCUUGCGGAGCAAAAGAGCGCGCUAGUAAACACAAAGGCCGUCCGACAAAACAUCUCGGACGCCUCGGACGCUCUUAAGGAGUCGCUCAAGGUGCUCCACGCCGUCAACUAUGCACACGAUCUUGUUCGACGGAAACAAUACUAUUCGGCGCUUAAAUCACUCGAGGAUCUUCAAAAUGAGCAUCUUGUCCCAAUAUUGCAAAACCGCUACGCCACCCAGCACAGGCUUGCCGACGCGAUCCAGAAGUCGAUCCCUGCUUCCAGGAAAGCGAUUUCCGAGGCAGUAAUGGCUGACUUGAACACAUGGCUCUUUCGCAUUCGAGAAGCGUCUCAAUUUCUCGGUGAACUUGCUUGGUAUUAUACCGAACAACGGCGGUUACGACAGAAGAAGAGAGUCGAGGAAGAUUCAUUCUUGUCCAAUUUUAAGCUGAAUUCGUCCAUUGAGCUUGUCUGUGACGAGAGCGAAGAGCUCGAUGUGCUGGACAAUGAGGAGCUCCAAAUCGCAUUCACUCCCCUUUUUGAAGCAGUUCAUAUUCACGAAGCCUUGAAUCAAGCAGACCGCUUUCGUUCAGAGUAUGCAGCCACGCGACGGCAGCAAAAGGACUUACUCUUACCUAGCUCGAUCGACCUAUCUGUGGAAGAUGAAUCAUCACUCAGCAGUCUCUUAGAGGGUAUUACUGGAUUCGCUAUCCUUGAGAAGGCCACCAUGCGACGUGUUCCGCAUCUACGAUCUACCAUUGAGGUGGAAGAAUUAUGGGAAUCGAUGUGCAGCACAGCCAUCAAUGUAGCCUCGAAAGCACUGAGUGACGUGACGAAUGCUGAAGUGUUGCUCAAGAUCAAAGGCAUCGUUGCUUUGUUUAUUCAAACAAUGGAGGGAUAUGCAUAUCCUGUCUCGACCCUGGAGACUUUCAUGCUCACGCUCUUCGAUAAGUACGCCGAGCUUCUCAGGCGCAGAUUUAGUGACGAUUUUCAAGAGAUCGUAUCAACAGACGACUACAUGCCCAUGGCAAUCAAUUCGCAGGAGGAGUUUGACAAGGUUCUCAAUGUCAGCUGGUAUACGCCGGAACAGGAUGUCGAAAGCAUCACGUUCCCUUGCGUUCUCCCUUUCUCUCAAAUGUACCCUCUUUGUUGCAUCGACAUUCAAAAUUUCCUCAACCAGUUCUAUUUCUUCUCCGAUGAUCACUUUCAGCAUUCGGAUGUCAUUGACGAAUCAUUGCGCAAGUCCCUCGAUAAACUUCUGACAGAAAAAGUCUGUCAGUCUCUUGUCGAAAGACUCAGCUCUCAAUACCUAGGUCAAAUUGUUCAGAUUCUGAUCAACCUAGAGCAUUUCGAAACCGCGUGCCAAGAGCUGGAGCUCCUCCUCAUAAGCGCAAGGUCUUCCACGUCUGCCGGCGGACCGUUGAAACUUGGUGCCACUGAAGAGUUUCGAAAUAAUAAAAAGACGGCGGAAAAGCGAAUUUUCGAGCUUGUUAACUCAAAGAUUGACGACCUUGUGGACACGGCUGAAUACGACUGGUUUACGACAACGGAUCCAUCGGAGCCCAGUUCCUAUAUGCAGACACUCACUCGUUAUCUGUCAAAUAUCAUGAAUUCUACCCUUCUAGGCCUGCCUCGAGAGAUCAAGGAGCUCAUUUACUUCGACGCACUUAGUCACACUGCGAACAAGAUAUUGGCAUUGCCACUAUCUAAUGAAGUUAGAUUCCUCAGCUCAAGUGCGGUAUUAGCCCUGGCCCAAGAUGUCCGCUACUUGACAAAUUUUGUCAGUAGCCUUGAGAACGGCGAAAUGCUAAAGGAAAAUCUGGACGAAUUGCAGCAGACUGUGAAUCUCUUGCAAUCAGAAAAUCAUGACGAAUUCUAUGACAUGUCGGUGCGAAAUAAAAAAUAUAACCGCGUGGACGCCCUCAACGGACCUAUUCUGCUAGAGAAGUAUGCUCUCCUAACUCAACAGCAGUGCCGCUCAGGCAUCCACCAGGAGCGCGCCGCUAUCCAAUCUCUCUUCUAG